CCAGUCCGUGCUGGGCGGGACUCGCGGCAGGUUCGCGCGUCGCUUCGCAGUGUCGUGGCGUCUCUAUCCUUCCGCAACCCGCGAGUGCGCGCCGCUCUGCUGCCGCUGCGGACGCAGCCCCCGCAGCCCCCGCUGGACUCACUCCAAGGCCGCCACGCGCGCUCAACUUGGCCAGCUCCCUGCUGACCAUGGCCGACUCCGAACCAAAGCCGAGCGCCCAAGGCAAGGCGCCGUCCGAGGCCCCCAAGGAGGCCGCCAAGGACGCCCCCAAGGACGCCGCCAACGGCACGGCCACCCCGCCGCCGGCGGCCAGCUCUCCGCCCAGCGCCGCCUUCAAGGAGCAGUUCAAGGCCUUCAGCAAGUUCGGAGACACCAAGAGCGACGGCAAGGCCAUCACGCUGUCCCAGAGCGACAAGUGGAUGAAGCAGGCUAAGGUGAUCGACCCCAAGACCAUAACCACCACGGACACGGGCAUCCACUUCAAGAAGUUCAAGCUCCAGAAGAUCACCUUGGCCGAUUACAUUAAGUUCAUAGAUGACCUAGCCAAGACGCGCAAAGUGGACGUCGAGCAGAUCAAGAAGAAGAUGACCGAGUGCGGGGCGCCCGGCGUGACGAGUGCAGUGGCCAAGUCCAAGGCGGACGCCGCGGUGGAGCGGCUCACGGACGUCACCAAGUACACCGGCUCGCACAAGCAGCGCUUCGACGAGACCGGCAAGGGCCGCGGCAUCGCCGGCCGCAAGGACCUCCCGGACGCGUCGGGCUACGUGUCGGGCUACAAGGACAAGGACACGUACGCCAAGACGCACUGAGGAGCCCCCUACAAGACCACCGAGACCAACCUAACCAAGCUCGAGAGAAGAGACUCUGCUGUCCGACUCAGCGCUGCUCCAACCCGCCCAGGCGACGUAGACGACUGCGCUGUUCUUAUUUUUGUAAUUUGUCUCUUAAGUCUAGUUGCGAACGAAACGAAACGCCAGCAUCCCCCCUUCGUGAGUCGUGGUCGACUUAUGGUGGCUUGCUACCCUCAGGGGUCUCGUGGAGUCGGAGACACGGCCAGACACGGUCAGACACGGCCCGCGGGCUAGAGAGAGAGGCGGCACCACGAGGAGUGCGUGAGCGUGCGUGAGUGCAACCGAGAGCGCCCUAUGCCGCCCUGCCACCCUGCCGCCCGGUGCACGUCGUUCUCUGCUCUGUGAGACCCCUGUUUCACUUCAAGCGUUUGGGAGACAAGGCGUCCCUCAAGUUUCUCAAAAAGAGCACCACCAUUGCUCGCUUAGUUCGUCGUGUUUAAUCGGUGUAAACUUUUCCUGAAGCACUCAAAAAUCUUGCGAAGAAUUCUGCAGCAUUACAAUAUUGAGGACAUAGUCAAAACAUAAUUACCUGUUUUCGUGCUUUGAGACAAAUGUAUUUUCUAUUCGGUAUUUGUCGAUUUUAAAUCAAUCUUUGGAUCAAAUUCACCACAAAAUUCCUCGUUUCAUAUCUCAGGGGACAAGUGGGCAUCAACAGUGCUGUAGAACUCUGUGAAAGGUUUUUGUGCGUGCUAUUUGAUGUUUGUACGUUCUACAAUACUCUAAACAUAAGACGUCGUUUCUUUGACCAGCUUGAAAUGUUGCUUCACGCGUCACCUGUGUGCAACUCCCUCCAUUUCAUCAGCGAGGCUUCUUCCGAGGCGACGAUUGGUUCUGUUUUUGCAUUUCGGUGCUUUGUGGCACUUUGUGUAUAGUCUCUAGUGUUCGGGCCCACGCCUUUUUCACUUACGUACAAAAAGUGCACAACGAUUCAGUGUGCAAUACUUUGUGGCGGCAGCGUUUGGCGCCUCCGGAACAAUUUUCUUGUAUAUUUUUCUGCGUUUGUACAUUGUGUAUGUUAUUUUACCCUUAAGGGUGUUUCAAAGUGGCUUGGACGGGAAGAGAGAAGAACCGAAACGGCUCACACUAAAUGUUUAUGUGCUUAUGUCCAUGACUAUUGCGAUAUUAGUGCAUGUGUAAGCUAUGUAUGUAAUGUAGUACGUAAAAUGGCGACAGUUUUUCUAUCUUGUGUUUAGGUAUUUGAAAAAUUGUCUCUGGUUUAUAACAAAAAUUUCUACAUAACUUAUGUGUGCAUAAGUAUGGUAUUAGUUAUGAACAAAAAGUCCGCAAGCAUUCAGUGUGCGGUCGGAAAUCAAAGAUUUUAUGAGAAGUCGGCGGGACAGAUUACGCAUCUGCACUGCUUAUUUCUCGUAAGAUAUGACAUUUCUUCUCAUUCCGGUUGCAGCCGUCUUUGGCAUUCCCCAGAGUGGUUGUUAUAUUAUGUGCGUUGCAUCUUCUUUGUUACUGUUGUAAGGUUUUUAUUAUUUGUUAAGUUUACUGUGACUUGAUCUCUGCGAACUUUUUAUUUCCUCACUUGGGAAAGGUAUUGUUUACUGUUAUCAAUAUCUUACAAGCAAGGCAGCUCGGAGAACGGUGCGUAACACUCAACUUCGCUUGAUGAUUCAAUAUCUCUCAUUGUCGAUGCAAAGAUUGCAGUCGAAAGCACCAAGAAGGAGGCAGACUUUACGAAAACGAAUGAACGAACGAAAUAAUGCAAUUCCUCAGAAUACGAAACAUUUUCUUUGAAUUUCAAUUUGUUGCCAUGCUUACCUGCGGGCCUGGGUGGGCCUAUGGUGGGCGGCGCAUUUGACGCGUUGGUGUCGAAGGAGUUGCCUACCUCGGCCCGCCUCGGCCCGCCCUGGCUUGGCGUAGCGUUGCGCAGUCCCCGCCUGGAAAAGACGCUUCAAUCAAACAGAUGAGUGAGAGAGAGUGUGAGUGAGUGAGAGAGAGAGAGAGAGAGAGAGAGAGAGAGAGAGAGAGAGAGAGAGAGAGAGAGAGAGAGAGAGAAGACCACAAUUUCGCGGAAACGCAGGUUGUGGCAAAACGCGGCGAGACACAUUGCUCCAUACAGUCCAUUGACCGGUCGCAUCGACGGCACCGCUGUCGGUCUCCGGUCGGACGCAAAUGGCCCACUAGGGGCCGCACGUGUAAAUAUCUUAAGCUACGUUAGGCUGUACAGUGUUCUAGACUAAGGUUUUCAUUUCGAGUUUCAUUAAUUUUCCCAUUCGGUUCUAGAGGGCAAACCCCAGAACUGUUCCGAUGCAUGCUACUGUAUUGUGGAGGUUCCCCGAGGGUCGCCGUCGUCGCUACGGCGAGGCCCCUCGGUCUCCACAUUUCGCUCUAGGCAAUAAUAAAUCUCACCAUUCCUCGGGAUCGCUCCAGGGUAAGAGGCGCAAGGUGGGGACCGUCUCGAGACCUCACCUUGACGCCCCAUCUGAAGUCUCGUAGUGUUAGUAAAAGGAGUAAGAGGAACCCCUCCUACCCGGCCACCAUAUGCCCUGAAAUAUGUACAUAUGACUUUAGAAUAUUUAGUAUACAUAAAGUAUAUUUGGUAUAUUUAGUAUAAGAUUAGCAAGUAGUCCGCAGAACCAAGUUACCUCUAUUUUCUCAACUUAACGGAGUCUGAGGCCACCCAAAACACCCGGUUCGGUUUUCCUCCGUCUUGGCCGAUUCACCCAUCUGUAAAUCGUAGUGUAGUAUUCGAUAAACUUAGACGUCUUUUGCGGGAAAGAUUUUUUAAUUUGUUUAUAAUCUACGCGUUAUAUUUCCCGGCAAAGUAGCGUUCCAAAGGGCGCCAGAAAGCGCAAAACGAGAGAUGCAGCCCACAAGCGUCGGAGAGCCGUCAAAACUGCCACUCGUCGCAUUUUUUUGGCGGAUUUCGAGCGGCCGUUUUGGCGGUUCCUUGGUCACCUCUAAGGCGCUAACGCGCUUUUGGGCGCCCCUUGGACGCCGCUCUGCUCCCUAUGGGAAGGGGGUGUCGCACCGUACGGCACCUCUCCACCUGGCAUUGAGAAUACCACAAGGAAGUACCUUCCAACGAGGCGGCUGUGUCGGUGCACCUGCCUAGUGCGGCAGUGCACCACACCGGGACUGCCAGUCAAAACACCGCGCAAGUUUUCCUCAGAAAGCCGCGGUGUCUUGGCCGACGAGCCCAUCUUUAGUGUAAGUUAGUGGUAGUGUUAGUUAGAAAACAUCUUUUGGCGGGAAAGAUUUUAUAAUUUGUUUAUUAUCUACGCAUUCUGUAUCCCAGCAGAGCAUGUUGCCCUGGGGGCCCGAAUAGGGCGCAAGUGGCGGGGCGCCUCACCGCUCACCAAAGUGGCCGAGUCAUAACCAAGCCACUCAAAGUCAUGUCAACAUCGAAUUGGCUCGUAUACAUUUCAUCACUAUGUAUUCUUUGUGUAUAGGCUUUGCACAGAAUUGGGCAUGAGUUUUAGAAUGCACGAAUUUGUGCGUUAAGCACGAAAGUGUGCGUUGUUGCUCAUGGAUUCGUACGUUUAGCGAGCAUGCUCCAUUUUGUGCAACGAAACUACGUAGUAAUUUAGUGUGUCGUCAUGUUAACAACAAUAUGACUCCGUGGCUGCCGCGGUUGAGGCACAGAGGGGCCCGCCAAAACUUCCUUCCCUUCGACUGAAACUUAAACUGGGCGGGUCUUUUGGCGUUUUGGCGGCUACUUCAGCCUUCGGCCCUUGUCUCGCCUCAGCGCCCGUUAGCGCCUCUAGGACGCCGCACUGCAAUGGGAGGGGGACGUCGCUCCGCACGACUCCCCUUCAACGUCACACAGUAUGAGAGCAUAUAACCUUUAUUAAAUGGUUCCUUGGUGCUGUGGUGGUGUGCACGGAUGCCCGCUAAGAAACGUCGAAUCAAAAUUUCGGUUAAUUCUGGGACAACCAGCAAAUCUAGCGGAUUGGUUGUGCCGAAGCGUUGAGUUGCCUUUCUUCCGGGCAGCACACCGGGGGUAUCGUUCAGGACAGCGCUCGCAGGCUUGACCUUUAUCGACUAAUUAGGAAUUAACAUGCUGUCUUGAAUAGUACUCCCAAUUGUAAAUACAGUAGAUAUAAGUGAGCAAAGCGUUAGUUAAGUGAGGAACGGGAUGACCACUCCGACUUUAACAUUGGGGGAACAAAUUGGAUUCGACAUCGGGGGUUGUUCUAGAUCCUGACGAACGUUUCAGGCGAGGUCUGCGUCUCUCUACGACCAUGAUAUUAUUACUUUACUACCAAUACAUAUCAGAGUUUGAAGAAAUAAUUUGAGAUACUAAAUCUUGUUGUCAAAGUCUGCCUUCUUCGAUGCAUUUAGGGUGUUCGAUAUCACGCUGUCUUCUACUGCUCUCCGUGUUGCCAACUUCUUGUCUGUUUGUAGUUGAAAUAAAGUCAGUGUGGGCCUGUC
Messenger RNA from Thrips palmi, 5234 nucleotides. Its product is annotated as tubulin polymerization-promoting protein homolog. Gene Ontology annotation, molecular function: tubulin binding. Bases 189 to 809 code for a protein of 206 amino acids. Gene Ontology annotation, cellular component: microtubule. The record is from RefSeq and is a predicted model, not a curated record. Lineage: Eukaryota; Metazoa; Arthropoda; Insecta; Thysanoptera; Thripidae. Gene Ontology annotation, biological process: microtubule polymerization; microtubule bundle formation; positive regulation of protein polymerization. The transcript is spliced from 5 exons.